GCGCGCCGACGCGCGCGCCGACGCGCGCCGACCGACCGCCGCGCGCGCGCGCCGCGCGACGCCGCGCCGCCGCGACCGCGCGCGCGCGCGCGGGCGCGACCCGCGCCGCGCGCCGCCGCGCGCGCGCGCGCGCGCGACCCGCGCG
Homalodisca vitripennis (glassy-winged sharpshooter) is the source of this 145-nucleotide messenger RNA. RefSeq lists its product as uncharacterized. The transcript has 2 exons. The annotation marks the transcript as partial. Lineage: Eukaryota; Metazoa; Arthropoda; Insecta; Hemiptera; Cicadellidae. The record is from RefSeq and is a predicted model, not a curated record.